CAAAAAGCUCCAGGGAGCCCAACGCCGAGGUCUCCUGGGCGGACGCCGUGCCGCCGCGCCAGUGCACGUUAGCUCUGAUGAACGCGCAGAAAUUAGCUUUAUACCGCGCUGGAAGUUUUGCAGAUCGCUGUGCUAACAAAUCCAGACACUGCCGGUGUGUUUACGCUAAUUCUCAUCCGACGGGAGAAAUAACACGUUUCCCUGUCGGUCCCCACAGCCUCAGGAACACUUAAGCGGGGCGCGGCGGUCCGGGGCGCGGCCGGUGCGGGACCGGGGCCAGAGCUGCGGUACGUGGAGCUCGACGGCGGGUGUUACCGCUAAAACCGGGUAGAGGGAACAGGUAUAAAGACACGCGGAGAGUGCCGAGCACCUCUUCUCCCGCCGCUGAGGCGCUCGCCGUGGGUACCGCCGACACGGAGCGGUAUCUGCGUGUCGGGGUUUCUCUACCCGCACCAACACACCCGCGCUGUUUGGGGCUUUCUGUGGCCGUUAUCCGUACCCAGGCACCCACGCCCUCGCCGGGGCCGGGCGGGUGUACCGGCCAGUAGAGCACUGGCUGGCACAUCUCGGUGUCCGGGGCCCUCGCCCGACGGCGGCGACAGCGAUAAGCAGCGGGUCCCGGCACCGGGCUGGGAACAAAGACACGGGGCUGGGGACGGCAGCGGACGCGGUAACCAGGACGAUGCAGCCUGGCGGCGAGGGGAGAGAGAGAGGCCGGUGGUUCUUGGGGGGCCGACCUGGUGCCACAGGUGGGAAAGGUGCCGGGGGACUGCCAGGGGAAGCUGGCGCCGGCAGAGACCGCGGCUGCAGGCGGCAAAAUAAACAAGGGGGAGCGGACUGAAAGCUGGGCUGAAAGAGAAGGAGAGCGAUAAAGAGAAAGAAAAGAAUAUUAAAUCGCGAGAGAAUGAGAAAAUAACCCCGCCAAAGGGAGAGGAGGGGAGAGGCCGCCUGCUACGGCGUGGGUGGGGUCGACAAGAAUAGAGUACAUUAUGCAGUUCAUUUAGUUAACAAGGGAAAUAAUGAGGGAGCGUGCGGCGUGCAUGCCAAGAGAAGAGGCACAGAAAGCCUAUUGAGCGCCCCGGCGCCGCCAUCACAUGGCGCGGGCGCUAUUUAAAGCGGGCGGGCGGGCGCCGUUCAGCACCACUCGGGCUGGCCAGCGGCGCUGCGCGGGUGCUGCGCGGACGCUGCGCGGGCUCUGCGCGGGGCCAUGCCGCGCUCCUUCCUGGUGGACUCGCUGGUGCUGCGGGAGGGGGGCGAGAAGAAGGGCGAGAGCAGCCCCCCGCCGCCGCUCUUCCCUUACGCCGUGCACCCCUCGCACCCGCUGCCCGGGCUGUCGGCCGGCGCCUGCCACGCUCGCAAGGCCGGGCUGCUCUGCGUCUGCCCGCUCUGUGUCACCGCCUCCCAGCUGCACCCGCCGCCGCCCGCCAUCCCCCUCAUCAAGGCUUCCUUCCCCCCCUUCGGCUCCCAGUACUGCCACUCGCCCCUGGCCCGCCAGCAGCACUCCGUCUCCACCGUCAGCGUCGGGCACGCACCGGCGCUCUACCAGGGCGCCUACCCGCUGCCCGACCCCCGGCAGUUCCACUGCAUCUCCGUGGACAGCACGUCCAGCCAGCUGCCCAGCAGCAAGAGGAUGCGCACCGCCUUCACCAGCACGCAGCUCCUAGAGCUGGAGAGGGAGUUCGCCUCCAACAUGUACCUCUCCCGGCUGCGGCGAAUCGAGAUCGCCACCUACCUGAACCUCUCCGAGAAGCAGGUGAAGAUCUGGUUCCAGAACCGACGGGUCAAGCACAAGAAAGAAGGCAAAAGUAGCUCCCACCGGGGCGGGGGGGCCGGCCACAGCUGUAAAUGCUCGUCCCUUUCCACCACGAAGUGCUCAGAAGAUGACGAGGACUUGCGCAUGUCUCCGUCCUCCUCGGGGAAGGACGACAGAGGCCUCGCAGUCACCCCCUAGCCCCCCGCACACGCACUCUGCCCUCCCAAGAACUGUGGUGAAAGCAGGAUGGGGUGUUCGGUCUGCUGUGGUGCUGACAUGCAACCGAAGGAUUUUAUACCGUUUUGUAUAAUCUGUGUAAUUUACGAAGGAUUUUUCUGACCUUUCUAGACCCCCAGCCCAUGGGGGUGAGUGUCCGUGUUGUAAAUAAACAGCUCCCUAGGACCCAAGGCGCCCCAGUAGUGCUGUCUCAGUUGUCGCCCUGCAGGCUCAGCCCCGGACCCGGGAGGGUCCUCACAGACCUCCCGGUGCACCGAGCCAGGCGCGGAUGCUGCGGGACGACGGGUGAAGGGAUGCUGUACCGGGGCUCCCUCCGUUUACUCGGCUGUUCCCAAAAGCGGACGGAUGGGAGGGUCGGGACUGUUUGGGUUAUUAUAUCUAUAUAACUUUUUUAUUGUCUUUCCAAAAUUGUUCAGGUUUGGUUUUGACUUCGUCGCUGCCGGGCGCGCAGCUGUGGCUGUAUCGUUCCGUCCUCCUCCCUCAACCCCCGCGGGAGAUAUUUAUUUAUUUAUUUAUGUGCAGAGAAAUGGCAAUGAUAAUAAUGAUGGUGAUGAUGAUGAUGGUAAAAAUAAAA
Molecule: messenger RNA, 2564 nt
Organism: Columba livia (rock pigeon)
Lineage: Eukaryota; Metazoa; Chordata; Aves; Columbiformes; Columbidae
Gene: GSX1
Product: GS homeobox 1
Exons: 2
Coding region: 1208-1951 (247 amino acids)
Biological process (GO): regulation of DNA-templated transcription
Cellular component (GO): nucleus
Molecular function (GO): sequence-specific double-stranded DNA binding; DNA-binding transcription factor activity, RNA polymerase II-specific
Source: RefSeq, a predicted model, not a curated record